Molecule: messenger RNA, 2682 nt
Organism: Orcinus orca (killer whale)
Lineage: Eukaryota; Metazoa; Chordata; Mammalia; Artiodactyla; Delphinidae
Gene: TRAF4
Product: TNF receptor associated factor 4
Exons: 7
Coding region: 120-1532 (470 amino acids)
Biological process (GO): activation of NF-kappaB-inducing kinase activity; signal transduction; positive regulation of JNK cascade
Molecular function (GO): protein binding; zinc ion binding
Source: RefSeq, a predicted model, not a curated record
GGCUGGGCGCAGGCCACGGCUGCCAGUCGGCGCCGCCCGCAGCCGGGAGCGCGGCUGGAGCGAGGCGCGGGCUGUGGGGCCGCCGCGAGCCCGGCCCCGCUUGCCCGUGCCCGCCCGCCAUGCCCGGCUUUGACUACAAGUUCUUGGAGAAGCCCAAGCGGCGGCUGCUGUGCCCGCUGUGCGGGAAGCCCAUGCGCGAGCCCGUGCAGGUUUCUACCUGCGGCCACCGCUUCUGCGACACCUGCCUGCAGGAGUUCCUCAGUGAAGGAGUCUUCAAGUGCCCUGAGGAUCAACUUCCUCUGGACUAUGCCAAGAUCUACCCAGACCCAGAGCUGGAGGUACAGGUACUGGGCCUGCCUAUCCGCUGCAUCCACAGUGAGGAGGGCUGCCGAUGGAGUGGGCCACUUCGCCACCUACAGGGCCACCUGAAUACCUGCAGCUUCAAUGUAGUCCCCUGCCCCAACCGCUGCCCCGCCAAGCUGAGCCGCCGUGAUCUGCCCGCACACCUGCAGCACGACUGCCCCAAGAGGCGACUCAAGUGCGAGUUCUGUGGCUGUGACUUCAGCGGGGAGGCCUUUGAGAGCCACGAAGGUGUGUGCCCGCAAGAGAGUGUGUACUGUGAGAACAAAUGCGGUGCCCGCAUGAUGCGGCGGCUCCUGGCCCAGCAUGCCACCUCUGAGUGCCCCAAGCGCACCCAGCCUUGCACUUACUGCACCAAGGAGUUUGUCUUUGACACCAUCCAGAGCCACCAGUACCAGUGCCCGAGGCUGCCUGUGCCAUGCCCCAACCAGUGUGGUGUGGGCACCAUGGCUCGGGAGGAUCUGCCGGGCCACCUCAAGGACAGCUGUAGCACUGCCCUGGUGCUGUGCCCAUUCAAAGACUCCGGCUGCAAGCACAGGUGCCCUAAGCUGGCAAUGGCACGGCACGUGGAGGAGAGCGUGAAGCCACAUCUGGCCAUGAUGUGUGCCCUGGUGAGCCGGCAACGGCAAGAGCUGCAGGAGCUGCGAAGAGAGCUGGAGGAGCUCUCCGUGGGCAGUGAUGGCGUGCUCAUCUGGAAGAUCGGCAGUUACGGGCGAAGGCUGCAGGAGGCCAAAGCCAAGCCCAACCUCGAGUGCUUCAGCCCCGCCUUCUACACGCAUAAGUAUGGCUACAAGCUGCAGGUGUCUGCAUUCCUCAAUGGCAAUGGCAGUGGUGAGGGUACACAUCUCUCGCUCUACAUUCGCGUGCUGCCAGGUGCCUUUGACAAUCUCCUUGAGUGGCCCUUUGCCCGCCGCGUCACCUUCUCCCUGCUGGAUCAGAGCGACCCUGGGCUGGCUAAGCCACAGCAUGUCACUGAGACCUUUCACCCUGACCCAAACUGGAAGAAUUUCCAAAAACCAGGCACUUGGCGGGGCUCCCUGGAUGAGAGUUCUCUGGGCUUUGGUUACCCCAAGUUCAUCUCCCACCAGGAUAUCCGCAAGCGAAACUAUGUGCGGGAUGAUGCAGUCUUCAUCCAUGCCUCUGUUGAAUUGCCCCGAAAGAUCCUCAGCUGAGAGCAGACCCAGCUAUAGGAAAAAGGGGGGUGGGAAAUGACCUCCAUCAGGCAGGCUGAGCCUGGAGAGGGGGCCGGACCCCCUUACAGCUGCUUCCGCUGCCUAGGUUCUGUUACCCUGUUCCCCCUCCCUCCUUCCCUACCACCCUCAGGUGCCUCCUUUUGGUGCUUCAGCCCUGGCCUCUGGGAAGAGCAGGUCUUAGGGUCAUCAAGGGCUUGGAAACAAGCGAUCCCGGGGCCUGUUGCCUAGGAUCAGGGCACACAUGCCUUGGUGCCGGCCACACUCUUCCAGGGACUGAGGUGCCUGCUGGUGCUAUGUCCCAAGAGCCAUAGGGGGGGAGGGGGAGUUGGGAAACUGAGGGGUAGUUAAAGAAUCUGUCUUGAGAUCUGAUGUCUCCUCUCCCCAGCUGUGUCCCCUCUGGUUAUUUAUUUACUUAGUGCCAGGAGGGCACAGCAGGGGAGCCCUGAUUUUUAAUAAAUCCUGACUUGUAUUUAUUACCUUGGUUCCAGCCUGACUCAUCUGGGUUGCUCAGGGCCCAAUUGUGAAGUCAAGGGACCAGUCAGGGACUGCAACAGCUCUGGCCCCAGGAUCCAGCUGCCCUGCUGCAUCGCCCUCUGGUGGAAGACAGAGGGACUGCACUAGGCUUUGUGUGGAGGACAGCUGCCUGCUGCUGCCCUCUAGUGGUUAGAGGAGGGAGGUGCAGGCUCUGGACGUUUUAUAAGGUUUAGUCUCUGAUCGAUACCCCACAAAGGACUAGUGCCUGUGCUCUAGGCAGGUCUUUCUUGGUCUAAUGAUAAUAGCUACCAUUUAUUGAGUACUUUUGAUGUGGCAGACACUGGUAAGCACUUUAUAUGCAUUAUUUAAUACAACAGUCAAGUGAAAUAGCUUUUAAUAAAAGGACCUAUCUUAGUGGGCUGUGGUGAAGACCAUGCAUGUUCCCAGUAAAAAUAGUCGGUCCUUUGUAUCUGUGGGUUCCACAUCCUCGAAUUCAAUCAACAGUGAAUUGGAGAUAUUUGGGAAUAGUUCCAGAAAGUUACAAAAAGCAAAAGGUUUUGGCCACUCAUGGGCAAAUCUACAUAGUAUUACAUUGUAUCAGGUAUUGUAAGUAAUCUAGAGAUUAAAGUAUACCAGAGAAUGUGUAUAGGUUACA